Molecule: messenger RNA, 1190 nt
Organism: Lathyrus oleraceus (garden pea)
Lineage: Eukaryota; Viridiplantae; Streptophyta; Magnoliopsida; Fabales; Fabaceae
Exons: 5
Coding region: 522-977 (151 amino acids)
Source: RefSeq, a predicted model, not a curated record
AAGACCAUUCUUCACUUAACCCUCUCUCUCUUUACUCAGCGUCAACUCGCUUCUCUCUCUCUUUGGUUCACCGACCACCACACCCAAAAAACACCAACAAACCCAAAGACUUACCCAAAAUGAAUCAAACAUGGCCAAAUACCAAGAACAUGAGGAACACCAUAUGGUGUCUAUCCGUUCUGAACCCAAAUUUUUUCAAAUCAAACCCAAAUUCAGCAAAUCCAAAGACAAACCCUACCUGAAAUUUGACAUGGAACACAAACCCAACAAUAAAACUAGCAAAUAAACACCUUAUCUAACCGGAUCAAAACUCAAAAUAAACGAACCCUAACUAAAAAAAAUUCAAAUAAUAAAAUAUCACGCACAUCAAUUGAUAGAGGGGUAAUGUUAUCUAUACAUACAACAAGAAAAAACAAACGCAAAAACGAAGGGAAAUGCUAGAAAAGAGCCUCGUCGGAGCUUGAAACACCGGCGCCACCAACCUCAAAGUCUUAGGUGCUUACAGUAGUUGAUUCGAUCCCAUGAAGAAAGUUAGAAACUUGAAGAAGAGAUUGGAAAGACCCGUUGAGUUGGAUAAAAUCAACAAUGAGACUAGGGUUCAAGAUGUCGAUUGGAUUUGCUCUCUUUCAGAGUCUGAGAUUGAUUUUAUGAUUAGCUUGAAACUGUUGAUCACAAAGCGAGCAGAAAGGAUAGGGUGUAAAAACUUGGCUGACAGAUUUGACCUUAAGACGAUUCGAGCUAUUGCAUUUGUUUUGAUGGAAAAUCUCAAAACAGAGGUAAAAGAAACAUCACUUGUACCAGACUCAGUAAAAUCUACUGCCUUCUUAGAUGCUUGCAACAUACUUAAAUGUAGUAAUGUGGUUUCUGCAACUAUUGAAGAGCUUAGUAAAACUGUUGGUGCUGAUAUACAACCUAUUCUAACAAGUUCGACGCCAACUUCCAAACGAAAGAAACGGAAAGUUGGAAGCAAAGAGUAAGAUUUUAUCCUGAAAGGACCUGAAAUUUAUUCUCCUUAUUUUGUUGUCCUUACAUGUGCUGUGAAAACACUGAUUUUGAGUGUCUCCAUAGGCUAAUUAGCUAGUAAUAUUUUUUUAUUUGGUUAGCAUUAAAUAUUUUCUGCAAGAUUGUAUAUAUGUGAGAAAAAACCAGUGCGAAAAAUGAAGAUAUGAAGUUUUGCAAUCUUUCAAUGA